AUGAAAAACAAACAAAAUCCCACCACACCCGUACAAGCCCUUUUAAAGGCCCCUCUAGGGGGCCCCCCUAGGGGGGCCCCCAAGGGGGCCCCCAGGGGCCCCCUAGGGGCCCCCAAGGGGCCCUCCGGGGGCCCCCCAGGGGCCCCCCAGGGGCCCCCAAGGGGCCCUCCUAAGGACUCCUGCAAAAAAGAGAAAACUCGUGCAGCAAAUGAGGCACUGCAGCAGCAGCAGCAGCAGCACGAAACAGCAGCAACACCAGUGCAGCAGCAACUGAAACGACAGCAGCACCAGCGCAGCAGCAGCGAAAGCGGCCGCAGCGCCAGCGCAGCAGCAGCAGCAGCAAGUGAGUCUGCUGACCGGCAGAGUCGGGCUCCGAUGCAGCAGCAGCAGCAGCAGCAGCAGCAGCAGCAGCAGGAUGCUCCUGGCUGCGGCAGUGCCGCUUGGCCUUGGGCUGUGCUGCUUCUGCUGCUGCUGAUAAAAGGCGGACGCAGCUGGGGGCGGGGGCCUCUGAGAAAUAAGGGUGAGCUAGAGCUGCAGCAGCAGCAGCAGCAGCAGCAGCAGCAGCAGCAUGACAAAGAAUUCGUCAGCAGCAGCAGAAGCAAGACAAAGCAUUCGCCAGCAGCAGCAACAGUAAGACAAAGAAUUCGUCAGCAGCAGCAGCAGCAAGACAGAGAAUUCGUCAGCAGCAGCAGCAGCGGCAACGAACUAACAACAGCAGCAGCAGCAGCAGCAAGCAAAGAACAGCAGCAAAACCGGAAACCGCAGCAGCAGCAGCAACAACAGCGGUAG
Messenger RNA from Eimeria necatrix, 789 nucleotides. RefSeq lists its product as hypothetical. Lineage: Eukaryota; Apicomplexa; Conoidasida; Eucoccidiorida; Eimeriidae. Bases 1 to 789 code for a protein of 262 amino acids. The transcript has 2 exons. The record is from RefSeq and is a predicted model, not a curated record.